Molecule: messenger RNA, 3980 nt
Organism: Pocillopora meandrina
Lineage: Eukaryota; Metazoa; Cnidaria; Anthozoa; Scleractinia; Pocilloporidae
Source: the annotation of a GenBank genome assembly
AUGGACGAUGGAAGGAUCUAUUAUGCGAAGUGAGUCUUUUCCCGUAGCUUAAUUCGUGAUUUUAUGAAAGGUCCUUUCAGGGAUCUGUUCCAAAACAUUUUGUCCGGCUUACGGAUGCAGGUUCCAGUACAGGAACUGAGUUGUGAUCGUUAUAAAUUAGAGGUUUUUAAGAAAAAGAUAUUUAUAUUAAUUCAUAAAGUACAUUUUUCCUUUUCUGUAUAAAUUUUUGUCGAACAUAACGUCCUACAAACUCGCUUUUAAUUUUUUCUUAAUGUAAACAAUGAUAUUGGACGUUUUAUUGUUGGUCUCGCUCAAUUGAUUUGUGACAAUUUAAACAUUUGCUUACCUUAUUCUUAAUAAAAAUUUAAUUUUAUAGUCAUUUGACAAAAUCAACUCAGUGGGAACAUCCAACGUCGGGAAAAAGAUACAAAGUCUGUGGAGGUAUUUCAAAUUACAUGAUUUACAAAUUAAAUUGUUAAUUGUGUCAAACCUUUCAAUCUUAAAAAGCGUAUAAAAUGUAAUUUCUUCUUGAAAUGUCAAUAGAGCACCCAGAAAGGUAACAAGAAUUGCCAGUUUUUCUGCAAGGUGUUAUCUCCAUAACCAAAAACUCUUCGAAUCGAUUUACAAAGGAAUGUUGAGAAAUGGAAAUGGAGAUUUCCUGAUCAGAUUUUGAAGCUCUGAUAGGGCUUACAAAUAGAUUAUCGUUUUUUUUCAUUUAUUUUUUGUAGAGCUUCCACAAGGCUGGCAACAAUUAUAUGACAGUAAAGGGAGUGUUUUCUUUUUUUGAGUGAGUAAUUUAAUCUCUUUGAAAUCAUAUCACAGAGAUACUAUCCUCUGAAAAUAUUAAGUAUUUGAAGAUGCUUGAUUUGGGGUCAUUACCCAUUACCCAAUUAUAUUUUUAAAAACUUGAAAUUAGAAAUGACUGCUUUAUUGCAAUCUCUGACCAUAGACUGAAAGUCACUUGUCAUGUAGAUGCACAUGUCUGGAUAAAGUCCCUCAAAAAUUCUUUGAAGCGGUCAUCCCUAAGAAGAAAAUCUGUCACUGGUAACAAUUUUUUGAUACAGAUGAAAUUUUCCUUGAUUUUGCUUUUAUGUGCAAACAUAUUCCGUGAUUUACUGUUUUAUGGAAAAUUUAACAAGUUGUUGAUCUGGAGAUUUUUUUGGUAUCCUAAAGACUUCUUGUCGUAAUGGGAGAGCUGACAUAUAUCCAAGUUCUCAUCUUGUGUUAAAGUAGGAUCCAUUCUUAAAGAUAAUUUAGUUUCCACUGAUUGAUUGGUACAAUCUUUUAACAGUUCUGUGAAUAGAGUAACCACUUAUGCUGACCCAAGAAUAGCCCUAAACUUCACCAAAAGUAAAAAAAAUUCAAAAAAGUUGGAUAGUCACUCUACAGCCAUGCAUGUGUUAAAUGGAGAGGACUUGAGUGGAAAGGUUGCCAUUGUGACAGGAGCCAAUAGUGGCAUAGGUUAGCACAUUUAACACAUUGUGUUCAGGAACCAUUUUAAAAUUUACUGAACCUUUCUUGAAGGUCAGCUAUCUACAACAAGCAUUGUUUCUUUAUUUGCUCUCAGAUUACUAUUAUCACACCAAACCUCUCUUCAAUGGCCAUCUUUCUACAUGUUGAAAUUAACCAUAAUUGUCCUUUGAUUUGCCUUAAGCAUGUAAUAGUUGGAUGAUUACAUCUCAAUGCCCCUCUCUUCUUACCUGGUUUAAACCAUUCCUUUGUUUGAUCUCAUCCAUGUUUUUAAGCCAACAAAAACUGUAGCUACAUGAAGUAAUGAUUAACCCUUUAACUCCCAAGAUCUGAUUGUUAAUUCUCUCCUCUAGCUGCUACACAUUUCAUUGUAAAAUGGUUACGUAGAAUUUGAUGUUCAAUCUAGAUAAUAUCGUGUACCUGAUAAUUUUGGGUAAUCUCACCACCUAUUUUCCUACCCAGGUAGUCAGGCAGUAUUCAAUCUAUUUUAUCCUAUUUUAAAAAUUUUUGCUCCUCUUAACCCUUUAAACUCCCAAGAUCUCAUUAGUAAUUCUCUUUACUGUCACCAUAUAAAUAUUGCAAUAUUAGUUUGGAGUAUUUGGUAUUGGAUCAACUAACAAUCCCCUAAUUUAUGUCUUUCUUUUGUCCUCAUCACUUGUCUUCUUGAUAUUGUAUUGAUAUUUUAAGGAGAAAUUCUGUCUUGGUCUCUUAUAUGGGAGUUAAAGGGUUAAACUAAUGAAAUCUUUUUGUUUGUUUUUUUUAGGUUUUGAGACUGCCAAGGCACUGGCACUUCACGGAACUCAUGUGAUCUUAGCUUGUAGGAACAUGAACAAAGCAAACAGGGCGGCAGCUAUGAUUAGAACAAGUACAGGUCAUUAACUGAAAUGUUUACUCUUGUUAAUUUCUUUCCUAUGAAUAUUUUACUGUUUAUUUACCAUACUCUUAGAUAUUUCCAUUACUUAAAUUAAUUCAAAUUGUCAGUGUCAUGAUAUUAUCAGAAGGCUCCAUUUUAGGUCAGCAGUCAUCAUAUUACUAGUACCCAGGGCACUGCAUACAAAAAGGGUGAAUCAUUAUGCACUUGUGGUGUGACUUAGUUUAGUUUUGUUCUUCUUGCUUGGCAAUAAAACAUGCAUGUUCUCACAAUCUACAUCUCCUGUUCUUGAUCAAGAAGCACAAUGGUCAUUCCUACUGUACUUUCAAUAUUUAAUUUUAUAUGUACAUUAAUGGAGAUGUAUUUUCAGAAUUUCUUAUAAGUUUUGUUAUUAAGUUAUAUCAAGCAUGUGGGGAAUUAAAACCAGUACAUUCAGCAAACUUUCUUAGUUUUUAAAAUAUAGUUUUAUUUUCUUACUUCCUCAAAUGCUGUAGACCCCUGAGGGUUUACGUGGAAGCCAUGUUGCUAGACCUGGCAUCAUUUACAGUAUCAAAAACUUUGCAGAAGAAUUUAGAGGGCGGAAACUGUGAGUGAAACCUACUCUAAAUCAAUUAUUUAACCAUUUUGGCAGAAGGCAAUAUUUUAAAGAAAGGAAUGUGCUGUGUGCAAUUUUUCAAAAACUGAGUAAGAAUUUGAAAAUGCAAAAAGUGCACACAAAGUGUAAACUAGUUAACUUGAUUAAGAAAAGCAGAGGAGGAGUCCUUAUACUGUUUCAUGCAUUAAUUUUUAGAAAAAUUCACAAAUCACAUGUACCUAAACAGCUUUUUAUCUUUCAUUCAUUUGCCAAAUUUCUCUUAAAAUUUUGCAGUUUCUUCUUCAAGUUGGUAAUUCUAAAUGUAUAAUUUUAUUUCUCAAAUUUGGGAUUUUUCUAGUCCUCUUCACAUUCUUAUUUGUAAUGCUGCUGUAUUUGGUUUAUCAUGGAGCAAGACAGAGGAUGGAAUUGAGAGCACUUUUUUGGUGUCAAUCAUCUUGGCCAUUUCUACCUUGUGAAGUUGAUAGAAGACAUUCUUUGCUCAUCAUCUCCUGCCAGAGUUGUAGUUUUGUCUUCAGAAUCACAGGUGAGAGAAAUCUGUGUUCAUUUCACCAAAUCACAAUUUGGGCUUUUUGUGCAGUGUAAGUUAGCCAUAAUGACUCUGUUGUUUUGUGUCCCUCAGUUUCCAAUUUUGAAGGGCCAGCUCCAAAAAGUAAUAUACCUGUACUGUAGAAAACACUGAAUGGUAAUUUUGAGAGAUAAGAAAAUAACAAGAAAAGUCAGCUAAUUUCAAGUAUUGUAGCAGUACUGUGUUAUUGUUUCAUAUUAUACUGAUAACUUUUUGCUGAUAAAUCCUGGCAACAUUAAUUAAGAAGUACAAAGCUUUGGAACUCCACAUCUGAAGAGAAAGUAAAAAUUAAGGAGAAUCUUGAUAUUUGAUCAUUUGAUUUUUGAAUGUGGAAAAUAAAUAAUGCAAUCUGGGUUCAACUUGGAAAAAAAAAAAAAAAAACUUUUGAGAAAAAUUAAUUUUUUUUCUCUGAAACAAAAGAUGUAUUUUGAGUUUAUUUGGAUGAUAAGUUAUUGAUUAAGUCUUUUCUCCUUCCCUAG